GUUGAUUAAUGAGAGUUUUGAAAAAAUGUUAAAAAAAGAAAAUAAAAUUUGCAAUAAAAUUGACGAAAUAGCUAAUAAAUUUAAAUUUAUUUCUUCAAACGAAAAUUUUGAUGAAUCAUUUGGAAAAAUGUUUGAGAACAUGUGUAAUACAAUGGUUCAUUUGGCAGAUAUUAAAACUAUCAAGAUUGCGAGAUUUGAAGAAAGAUUGUUGCCUGAUUUGAUGCAAAGUGAAACGAUUUGUAAAAAAACACGUGACGAUGCUAAAACUUUAAUUGCUUUAAGAGACUUUGAAUUAAACAAAAGAAGUCAGAUUAAUUUCAAUAAAAAAUCAAAGAAAAAUAUUUUGACUGAAAACGAAGCAAUGCUAUCAAAUAUUCAAGUAUCCAAAGUGUUGAAGGAAAUUUUAUCAAUAUCUGAAAAAUUUGAAGUCCAAAAAUUUGAUGAUUUCAAACAAUUUUUUUUAAACUUUAUCUUAAUUGAAAUGAAAUAUUUUGCAUCGGGAAUAGAAAUCUUAACAUCUGCAUUUGUGGAUAUUUCAAACAUUGAUGAACGUUCUGAGCAAUUCAUUUUUGAAAUGAAAGGCUUUAACAAGCUAUUUAAAAAACACGUCGAACAAGAUUCUUUGCAUCGCUUUAAAACUCCUUUUAUGCGAGCUCUAUCCCGUUUCUCGCAUUCAUCGUCUAAUAUUGAUAUGAUAGGAAAAGAUGAAAAUAAACAUAAGAAAAUAAAUGCUUCAAAGAGCCUAAUGUCUCUGAAUAAUUUAGAGUCAAAAAAUGCUAAUAGUCGGAAACAUUUUACACCUGAUUUGUCUACAGUGGAAAAAGCAAGCACCACAGAUGAUACUGACAUUGACGAUUCUAGCGAUAUGGAACCAACUGAUACCGAAAAUGUUAAAAAUAUUCCACAAAACUAAUUUUGUUUGAAAUUUUUUCGUGCGAUGAAAAAAAUGAGUUCAUAUAUCUAUGGAAACUAGGCCCAAUUGAUCA
Messenger RNA from Chironomus riparius, 986 nucleotides. The record is from the annotation of a GenBank genome assembly. Lineage: Eukaryota; Metazoa; Arthropoda; Insecta; Diptera; Chironomidae.